AUGAUUGAGCUUUACGUCUGGCCUGCACGAUGGGGGCUUCCCUCUAUUGAUCCUGCUUCAUUGUCUCUUAUCAUAUAUAUGCAGCUGGUGCAGCCUUCUAAGUUCGUGCUUGUUGAAAGCGUAAACCCUGACCUUUCACCAACUGGCCAGCUGCCGUUUCUGAAGGACGGGAAUGAGAUUAUUGCACCCGCUUCCUCCAUUAUCUCCUACUUGGUCGAUGAUAAAAAUGGUUUCGAUACAUUAGCACUGAAAGCCACAUUCAAUCCUGCGGAUGCUGCAUGGCUCGCGCACGCAGAAUCAAAUCUUGGAGAUCUAGUGUUCCAUAUGUUGUAUGCUCUGCACGCAAACUGGACCGAACUCACUCAUGCGUCCAUUGUGUACCGAUUCCCAGUCCCACAGAGAUAUUAUGUACCUCACCGACUCAGACAAUCAUACAAGAGGAGGCUAGAAGGUUCUGGUCUAUGGAGUUUGCCAGGGAUCGAGCAAGAAACAAAACAUAUUUCGAAGAAUCGCGCACCGAAUGAAAAGGUCAAUCCUCGUGAUAGGUUCUUGAAGGUUUUCGAGCGAGAAAAGGUCUUGGAGAAAGCUCGAACUACUCUUGAUAUAUAUACCCGUCUAUUAGGCGAAGGGACUUUUUUCAACGGAGAUCAACCUUCGCAUUUGGAUGCUAUCGUGGCUGCUCACAUUCUCUUACUUUCCCGACCGCCUUUUCCCGACCCUUUACUGCAAGAUUUGGUGAACACUUCGUACCCAUCUUUAGUCGCGCACGCCAAUCGUAUGUACGCCCGAACACUAUCUGCGAGUCUACGUACUCGGGAUGCUGCACCGGACCAUGAGUCGGAUGUCUGGGAGACUCGUUUAAGAUUCGCUUUCAUAGGACUUACUUUGGGAGGAAUAUUUACAUAUCUCACUGCAGCAAUCAGCAGCACCUAG
This is a messenger RNA of Lentinula edodes (shiitake mushroom), 933 nucleotides long. Its product is annotated as outer mitochondrial membrane transport complex protein-domain-containing protein. Gene Ontology annotation, biological process: mitochondrion organization. The coding region runs from base 1 to 933 and encodes 310 amino acids. NCBI's taxonomy places the organism in Eukaryota, Fungi, Basidiomycota, Agaricomycetes, Agaricales, Omphalotaceae. Gene Ontology annotation, cellular component: SAM complex. The record is from RefSeq and is a predicted model, not a curated record. The transcript is spliced from 5 exons.